AUGCCUGGACAGAAAAGAAAAUACAACGUUCGUUUUCCACCCGGUCGCAUCAAGAAAAUCAUGCAGAAAGAUACGGAGGUGGGCAGAAUGGCCACUGCUGUUCCUGUGAUCAUAUCUAAAGCUCUGGAAAUGUUCUUGAUCUCAUUGCUCACCAAGACCAGUGUCAUCACUCAGUCCAAGAACAGCAGAGUCAUGUCCAUCAACCACAUGAAACAAUGCAUUGAGUCUGAGAAGCUGUUUGACUUCUUGAAGGAGCUUGCGGAACAGGCCUCCGGCUCGUCAACAGAUAAAGAGAGCAAAGCCAAGGGGAACUGUUUGGGGCACAGAAAGAUGUGGCACAACGGGUCCAUCAAAACCAAGUCACCAGAGAAGGAGCAGCUGCCCAAGAGGCACAACACUGAUCCUUCAGACUCCUCUAGCGAGUCUGAGCUUGUCAUCUGCUUGAAGUCACCUUGA
Messenger RNA from Neoarius graeffei (lesser salmon catfish), 456 nucleotides. Its product is annotated as dr1-associated corepressor. Lineage: Eukaryota; Metazoa; Chordata; Actinopteri; Siluriformes; Ariidae. Gene Ontology annotation, biological process: negative regulation of transcription by RNA polymerase II; transcription by RNA polymerase II; positive regulation of transcription by RNA polymerase II. Gene Ontology annotation, cellular component: negative cofactor 2 complex; nucleus. The record is from RefSeq and is a predicted model, not a curated record. Gene Ontology annotation, molecular function: protein heterodimerization activity; transcription coactivator activity; transcription corepressor activity. The transcript is spliced from 6 exons. The coding region runs from base 1 to 456 and encodes 151 amino acids.